GGCCUGGGAGAAGAAUGUGGUGGCCCAUGGGGAGUUUUUGGCCAGUGUGCCUCGGGUCUGACGUGCAGGAAGGACGAUGACCAUUUCCAGUCCGCGGGCAAGUGCGCCAUAGCUGAUGCUGAAGAAGAGAAGAAUGAGAAAGAAAAACCGAAUAUGAAAAACAACUGAAAUGAAAGGAAAGGCCAAUAACGCCGGAGACAUUUGUAAUGGAAAAGAACCAGUAAAAAGUUAGUCUGAAAUAUUGGGAUGAUUACCAGAGACAGAUGGGGAGGCAGCAACACUCUUGUGAUUGUUUUGAUUGAAAUAAAAUGUCAAAUGUU
Penaeus monodon (black tiger shrimp) is the source of this 320-nucleotide messenger RNA. RefSeq names its product venom protein 302-like. Lineage: Eukaryota; Metazoa; Arthropoda; Malacostraca; Decapoda; Penaeidae. The record is from RefSeq and is a predicted model, not a curated record.